Molecule: messenger RNA, 2234 nt
Organism: Macrobrachium nipponense
Lineage: Eukaryota; Metazoa; Arthropoda; Malacostraca; Decapoda; Palaemonidae
Exons: 8
Coding region: 173-1426 (417 amino acids)
Source: RefSeq, a predicted model, not a curated record
CGGGACCCGAUAUAUAAAAGGCUCUUCCUUCGGUUCUUCGCAUUCGGGCUACACACUCAGUAAGAGUGGCUGGUGCAACGCUAACUUCAUAAUCAAACCCAGUUCCAGGUCCCAUGCCAUCUCAACCGUAAGAGAAGCUAAAUUAUUGGGAGAGCCAAACCUUUUUGUGAAGAUGCCCGGAACUUCAGCAUUAUUCUUGAUCCUUCUCGGAAUAGGACUAUAUCCCAUUAGGGAGACGCAUGGAGAAGAAAACGAUGAAACUGAGAUGUAUAUCGCGAAGGAGGACGAGAAUGAGGAUCUGCAGAGAUUUUACAAUCCUUUCCCCAAAUGCCAUGACACUGGCUGUGCCGAACACACGGGAGGGAAGUGCGGCAAUUGGUCGAAGAACGAUCCAUGUCUCUUCAGACUCCAAGACGAAAACCUGUGCUCCUCACUGAUGAAACCAGAAUGCAGCUGUUGUAUUCCUUGUAUGGGUCGAUGUGAAAAUGGAGGCAUGUGCAGAGACAAAUGCAAUCCCCAUGAGCACGAGGAUCCACAGUCCACCUGCGGGGAGAGCUGCAAGUGCUGCUUCCCAAAAAAUCCUUGCGAGGGAAUGUGUGGCGAGGGAGGAACGUGCAGAGCUGAAGUCUGUCUUCCGAGCGAAGAGGAAGUGCCCGGGAAGUGUCCUUCGCAAGGCUGUAUUUGUUGCCGGAAGAAGCCGUGCACAGGAGGCCCCUGCGGACAAGGCGGGAUUUGCAGGGACGAAUGCAUCUUCCCCGAGUACAAACAACCCUUCUUCAGGUGCCCCGAAGGGAACUGCAAAUGCUGCUACACAGCGAGUGCUAGCCGCUGCGGAGACCCCUGUGGAGGCGUCGCAGGAGGAACCUGCAAAGAACAUUGCGACCACGACGAAGAGAAGCUCUUGCAAGGCUGCGGAGGGAAAGAGUGCUCUUGUUGCAAGAAGAAACACAGUUGCCGAGGGAAAUGUGGCAAGGGACACGCUUUCCACUGCUCGAAUUCCUGUCCAAAGGACAGACGAGUCAAAGGAUAUUGCCACGGUUCCAGCUGCACCUGUUGUGACAUGAACAGUUCGACAACUACGACACCAUACAUAACGCAUUCGAUCUUUCCAACGUCAUCAAAAGCAACGAGGGGGCAUAAACGUGGCCCACCAGUUACGAAAAAUGAUGACGAUUCAACAACAGGGAAUGAAUAUUCUACGACAACUUGGGAUGAAAAUCCAUCAAUGACGGAAAGUGAACAUACAGCAUCCUGGGGAAAUGAACAUUCUACAAAAGCAGAAUAUGGACAUUCAUCAACAAGAACGCCGGGAAAUGAAGAAUCUACUACACAAGAAAAUGAAUCUCCAACAAAAACAGAUGAAUUUUUUACAACAUGGAUACAUUUGGCAACUGGAAAUGAAGACUCUACCACAACAGAAAAUUAACAUUCACCAACAGCAGGCAACGGACAUAUAUGCAAAAUCGAUUAAUUCAUUUUCACAUCUGCAAAUUAUACCCUCUAAAGCAAUAAAAAGGACGAACCACUUCCCGAUACCGGGGAAGAUUAUCACUGCACAUAAAAGACUAAAGAAAGAUGCUGUUUUUACCACAUCAUCUGUAACAACAAGGCUGUACUUGGCAAUAUAUGAAAAUGACAUCAUAUCGUAAUAAAUAGUAAACAAAGCAAGAUCAUAUAUUUUUAAAUAAAAGCUGUCGCAUUACGUUACUAUAAGUAAAGUUAAAUACUAUCAGAAAUAAUUUACCAUUCUGGAGAAAUACUGCAUAUUAGAAUUAAACGAUCCUGUUGCAACAAUAUAAUAUAUAUAUAUAUAUAUAUAUAUAUAUAUAUAUAUAUAUAUAUAUAUAUAUAUAUAUAUAUAUAAUGUAAGUGCUUUUAUUAUUUGCAACGAUAUGCAAGGGAAAAUCGACCCGUUGACACAGAACUGUCUUACUGACCUAUCCGCCUGCUUCACGACAAGCAAUAAGAUUUGCUACUAAUUCAUCAUCUCAUUGUUAUUACCACAACUUCUAAUAGUAUUAUCAAUAUCAUUCCAAUUACUUUGAUACAUACAGAUGCUACCUUUAUUUUUAGUGUUAUUAUAUGACUACGAAACUGACAAUGUGAGGAGUUGUACGAGUAGCAUUUUGAAAUGAUCCGUCAUAAAACUAUGUACAUAAUGUCUUUGGCCAUUCCACAUGCCACCUGUAAAAUGCAUUAAAAUUCAACAUAAGCAGAAUAAAAACUGAAUCUUA